Molecule: messenger RNA, 2485 nt
Organism: Camellia sinensis
Lineage: Eukaryota; Viridiplantae; Streptophyta; Magnoliopsida; Ericales; Theaceae
Source: RefSeq, a predicted model, not a curated record
CUUUCUCUCUUUCCUCUCACUCUCCCUCCCUCGGAUUUACACUUGUCCAAAUAUCACCUUCAUGCAGUCUGAAAAUUAUUGAAAAUUUCUUUUUUCACAACAAAGCUGACAUUGGUCUGAUCGGCCGGUACUUCAGAAGCGGACGCACACAGUGAUUGCAAUCAUAUAACUGCAUAGAAGAGAUAAUCAUGCCGUGCAUCAGGACAUGUAUGUAUGGCCGUGGUCGUGCAGAAUUAAGGAAAAGAUGGGAUCAUUGGGACUUGAGGGCUUUAGUUGUAUGCAUCCUCUUGACUCAAUUAUACCUUCAUGUUUUCGGACGACUUCGCAGAAAGAGUACAAUGGGAAUGAUGAUCGUUACAAUUGUUUGGCUUAUUUACUUGCUCUCUGACUUGUUUGCAACACUUGCUCUUGGAAAGCUCUCCAAGCUUCAAGGUAAUGAUCAGGAUAUUGAUGCAGUCAAUCUGUUGAAGGGUUUAUGGGCACCGAUAAUCUUAUUCUUUCUUGGAGGUCCAGAUACUAUGACUAUCUUACGCUUGGAAGAAAAUCAGAUGUGGUUGAAACACCUAACAGGAUUACUUACACUAGGUCUAAGAACAGUUUAUAUCACGUAUCUUACAUGGGAUAGAACGUAUGUGUUCUAUCUCCUAACCUUGUUGCUGCUUUUUCCUGGACUUCUUAAGUAUGGAGAGAGAGUGUGGGUGAUCAAGUCAAGAGCUAUGGAAAAGUAUGAGGGUUUUGUUGAGUUGGAUCAAUCCACAAUUAGCAAAUUUAGUAAUGCACAAGCACUCCGACCUAAUGGAAAGCUAGUGCUGCAAGCAUAUUCCUAUCUCCAUAUCUUAAAACCUCAUGCUCUCAAUUAUGAGCCUGAUAGGUCCGAAUUAGAAAAAUUGGUAAAAGAAUUCCACGAAUUGGUGGUUGAAAGGGGUAGUGUUCACAAUACUUUCAAAUUAAUUGAGAUUGAGUUGGGGUUGAUGUAUGACAUGCUUUUUAGCAAAAUCGGCACAAUUUUUACAUUGUGGGGAAGUAUUCUCAGAUUUAUUAGCAUGUCUUGCAUUGUUGUGGUUUUAACAUUGUUGGUUAUCAAGUUGAAAAACCCUCUUAAGCCUCCUGCAGAUUUGCACAUUGAUCUUCCAAUUACCAUAACUCUGCUUGCCGGAGCACUUCUCUUAGAGAUAGCUGGGGUUCUUGAGCAACUUGGUUCAGAUUGGGCAAUUGUCUGGGCAUGUAAGCAUUAUCCGAGUAAGUUGGUCACACCAAUUUUUGAUCUCCAUGAACUUCCGAUCUUUAAAAGUAAAAGGUGGUCUGAACUUAUGGGACAAUUCAGCCUGUUGAAUUUCUGCAUCAAAAAGAAGUCGAAAAUGUUCAAUGAUAUUGUGGAGCAUUUUUGUGGUAGGGAAAAAAUGUUGGCGAGAUUCUGCUUGCCAUCGAGCCCAAUACAUCCUAGUUUGAAAGAACUAAUCAUCAAUCAGCUUCAGCAGAAGGCAAAACAUAUUUCAGAAGUUGAAACAUCUCAGGUUUCAACUAUGAAAAUAAGUGAGUGGACCCUUGGGAGUUAUGGAUAUCUAGAUGAGUUUAAGUGGAUUAUCGAUCUAGAAUUUGAGGAAAGUAUUGUCGUUUGGCAUGUUGCUACAGAUGUUUGCUAUCAUUCAGAGUUGGAAGGUUCUAGGUUGGUCACAGAUGAAAUAGAAGCAACCAAAACAUUAUCAUAUUACAUGAUGUAUCUUCUAUUCAUAUGUCGUUCUGGUUUACCAUUCUGUAACAAUGAUGCCAAGGUUCUGCAGGCUUAUACUAAAGUGAAGAAAUUUUUUGAAGCAAGAGAAUCUGCGUCAUCUAAAGUUGAACCGUAUAAGUUGCUGCUUCAGAGAGAAUUGGUCUCCGACAAUGUGACAAUAAACAACAUACACAAACUUGUACGUAGUUUGAUGGAUAAAGAGAACAGGUGGAAGAUCAUGAGUAAUGUGUGGGUGGAGAUGUUAUGUUACGCCGCGAGUCAUUGCCCAGUGAAAAACCAUGUUCAAGAGCUUAGACGUGGAGGACAAUUUGUCACUCAUGUUUGGCUUCUACUUAUGCACUUUGGCGUAAGAAAAAGGUCAGAGGGAAUUACGUUUCAACCAACUACUGACCCAAAGCAGUUUGACAGGGGAAUGAGAGAUUUGGUUGGAGGACUUGCAAAAGUUGGGCGUGAGAUUAUGGACCAGGGCAACUAAUAUAAGUACGAUGGGUCUGUGACGUUUUGGAAAGGAUAUUGUUUGGAUUGUUUUGCAUCUUUAGGAGAAACUAUUAUUUCAAGUUGUUUGCCUUGUUAUAUGACGUUUCAUUGUUUUAAUUUUUAUGGUUUUUGUGAUGGCCUCAGUAGGCUUUAGUUGUAAUUGUUAUAUUUGGGUUGCAGUUUUCUACCUUUAUGUAUAAUGUAUUGAUGUUUCUCUUUUCUACUCUUAUAGUAGAAGAAAUUUAUCUCAAGGUCAUACUUUUGUUGCUUGUUUUA